AUGGCCUCCCCCUCCGGGCAGGGGUCUCCGGGCGCCGCCGGGCUGCUGCGGGGGACCCGGGCGCGCUCCUACGGCAGCCUGGUCAGCUCCCCGGUGCGCGAACGGCGGAUGGAGCACCAGCUGCGCCCCGGGGACACCCUGCAGGGCCUGGCCGUCAUGUACGGGGUGACGACGGAGCAGAUCAAGCGGGCCAACCGGCUGUACACCAAUGACUCCAUCUUCCUCAAAAAGACUCUCUUGAUCCCGGUGCCGACCAAGCCCAAAGUUUUGUCCAACGGACUGAACUUUGAGGAUGAGGAGGAGGAAGAGGAAGAAGAGAAGGGAGGGGAGGCCCUCCCACCCGAAUCGACCAAGAAGCAGAAGCAGCCCCGGAAGAACGGCUCUUCGGGGGGAUCGGUCCCCAAACACGACCUCUCGGCUGCCGAUUUCCUCUUCAAACUGGAUUCCGAGAUCCGCCGAUCCAAGCAAGUGGCGGUCAAGAAGCUGCGCGAAGGGGAGAGCGGGAUUUUGGGGGAGGCAGCGGGAGUGAGCCCCACGCCUUCCACCUCGGGCUCCUACCAGGGCGAGUCUUCCCCCCGGAGCCAGCAGCGGGCGGUCCUUGGCCCCGUGCCCCUCACCAGGAUCGCCCGUGCCGAUGCUCUGCUGGACCAGGAGGACGAAAUCUUCAAGCUCUGA
This is a messenger RNA of Protobothrops mucrosquamatus (brown spotted pit viper), 675 nucleotides long. It is a transcript of the gene LYSMD1, whose product is annotated as LysM domain containing 1. The transcript is spliced from 3 exons. Lineage: Eukaryota; Metazoa; Chordata; Lepidosauria; Squamata; Viperidae. Bases 1 to 675 code for a protein of 224 amino acids. The record is from RefSeq and is a predicted model, not a curated record.